UAAAAUAGGGAUAACUGAUAAUAGACGAACGGAUUCCGUAUGGUGACAAACUCUCUCUGUUCCAGCCCAAUUGUUUGCGCCAAGAACUCCAUUCCAUCUCCCGGUAAAGGAUGUAAAUACACAGGCCAAUCGGUGAGAGCAUUGCCUAUACGUAUAUUGACGGUUGGGAAAAAGAGGUCAGCUGGUGUUCAGUUAAUAGUGAAUGAGUAUCUUGGGAAGCUCAAACACUAUUGCAGUGUUGAUGAUGUUCAAGUUCGAUCCAAUCCAAAAAAUGCACGUGAUGUCAGGACUCAGGUUGAGGAUGAAGACGCAGCAAUUGCGAACCUUAUCAGCUCUGAUGAUUGGGUUGUGAUGUUGGAUGAAAAUGGAGUAGAUAUUGGUUCUGAACAGAUGGCUCAAAUGUUUGGGGAUGCAGGAAAUACAGGAGCUUCAAGGCUAGCAUUUUGCAUUGGUGGACCUUAUGGCCAUGGACCAAAAUUGAGAAAACGUGCUGACAUUUCAAUCAAGUUGUCUACGAUGGUCUUAAAUCAUCAGAUUGCAUUAGUUAUACUCGUGGAACAGCUUUAUAGGUCAUGGACUAUUUUGAAAGGUCAAAAAUACCAUCAUUAGGUAUUUUACACUCAUGAUGAGGCUAUAACAAUUUUCAGCCAAAACAUUUUCAAGAUUGAUUAAGCAGAUUGCUGAAACCUGAAUGGACUUGGUGUCAAGAGGCAGUCAGUCAUCAGUUUCAGUUUGUUACCAAGGACCUCCUGCUACAUUACAUAUGAAAUAUUAUGUGUAGAAUCAGAUGAUCAAUGGAAUUUUGCAAGUUCUGCGGCUUCACUUGUUGCAGAAGUUCUGGUUCUGGUAAAAUCAAUGUACUGAGAUUAGCAUCAUCUGGUGUUCAGUCAUAGCUGUGAGUAUUCAUGCUGUCUUCACAUUUCAUCUUUGUUGGCAAAUUCAUGUUUCGCUGGUCGAGAUUAGAAGAAAAAUCCAUUGUUGCAUCGAAGA
Mangifera indica (mango) is the source of this 990-nucleotide messenger RNA. RefSeq names its product putative RNA methyltransferase At5g10620. Gene Ontology annotation, biological process: rRNA processing. The transcript is spliced from 8 exons. Gene Ontology annotation, molecular function: methyltransferase activity. The coding region runs from base 40 to 609 and encodes 189 amino acids. The record is from RefSeq and is a predicted model, not a curated record. NCBI's taxonomy places the organism in Eukaryota, Viridiplantae, Streptophyta, Magnoliopsida, Sapindales, Anacardiaceae.